GAUGAACUAAUAGAUGGCAGUGGGAAUUUUUUUAUCUCCAUGAAAAUCUUCAAAUCCACCGGACUCACAUCUUCAUGUUUAUCAUCUCUCCCUCUCACAUCAUCAUCAUCGUCAUCCACCCCACUCAAUUACAACUAUUCUAUACCCAGAACUUUCAUAUUUGUUCAGUUGAACGUUUAACUUUCAAGUAUGAGUUUGAAAAGUUUUCCAAUCAUCGAAUCCCAAUUAUAACCAUCAUUAAGUAUCAAAGACAAUUAACAUUCAUCAUUAGCAGUUACUCAUUAAAAUCUUAAAUUGUUUCAAAACUUUGUCUGAAAACUGUCAAAAUUUUACUAAAAUAAUCAACAUUCAUUAUCAGAAAUCCUCAUAAUCACAUCGAUCAGAUCAAUUAAUCAUCAUCACCAUUAUUAAUUAUCAUUAUCAUCUACCUUGUGGAUUAAAUUAAAAUUAGUAAAAAAAAAAUCUUCAAUAACUUGAUUAAGUUUUAAAACUCCAAUAAUAAUCAUCAAUCUCAAACAUUAAAUGUUACUCAUCUUAAUUGUUUCCAAUAUAAGAUUGUUGUUUACGAAAACAACAAUCACAAUUAAAUAAAUAAUCCUGGAGACCAUUGGUAAUAUCAAACUGGACACAGUGAUGGUUGAUGAAUUAGAAAGUGAUACAAGUGCAUCAACAGAUGAUUCCGUUAAUUUUAAUGAAUUUAAUCCGGAAAAAUGGUUAAGAUAUUCAUCAUCAGUAUCAUUAUUAUAUUGUCUCGCUUAUACCAUAGUGUUUAUAUUGGGAAUCGUGGGUAAUAGUGCCGUUGUUGCCGUCGUUUUCAGGUCACCACGAAUGAGAACGGUAACUAAUUAUUUCAUUGUUAAUCUCGCAUUGGCCGAUAUACUUGUAUUAUUAUUUUGCCUUCCACCCACUUUAAUUGGACAUCUUUUCAUCCCCUGGAUAUUAGGACUUUUCAUGUGCAAAGCCGUUUCUUACUUACAGGGAGUGGCCGUAAGUGCCAGUAUUAAUACCCUUGUGGCCGUUUCUGUGGAUAGAUUUUUAGCAAUUUGUUACCCGUUAAAGUGUCAAAUGUCCCGAAAAUGCGCUCGUCGAAUGAUCAUAAUUAUUUGGUUAUUCUCACUUGCGGUGGCCUUUCCCUGGGCUCUUUAUUUCACCCUUCACCCGAUACCAAACACUCACUCUGAGAUGAUGUUCUGUGUCGAAUCCUGGCCCGAUGAAUAUUCUGAACGAAUCUAUUUUCUGACCGCAAAUCUAUUCCUUUGUUACCUGAUACCUUUAACCGUCAUUACCUGUUGUUAUAUCGCCAUUUGGUUGAAAGUGUGGCGUCGACAUAUACCCGGUGAAACGGGAAUGAAAACAGGUAAAAAUAUCAACACCCAAAUGGAACUGGUCAUGCAAAGGUCAAAAUUAAAAGUGGCCAAAAUGAUGAUCGUUGUUGUGGUCAUUUUUGUCAUCUCUUGGUUACCCUUGUAUAUUAUUUUCGCUCGUUUUAAAUUGGGUGGAGUUUUAGAGGACAAUUCCCUGGAGGAGAAAAUUUUUAUGACCAUGGCACCGAUCGCCCAAUGGUUGGGAGCAUCUAAUAGUUGUAUUAAUCCCAUUUUGUACGCUUUCUUUCAUAAAAAGUAUCGUAAAGGUUUCGCCGCAAUCGUUAAGUCCCGUAAAUGUUGUGGUGCCGUUCGUUAUGAUAAUUCAAUAUCAACUUAUUACAAUCGAACCACCCAAAGGUCAACCAAUCGUUAUACCGGUCGGGUGGACACUCAGUGUGAGUAUAUCAAUUCAAUUGCUGCAAUGAGGUAACAACAGCAACGAUAAUAACAAUAUCCCGAUUAAAACACUCAGUCAGUUAAACACAACAACAACAACAAUAAGAGUAAAUCUUCAGGGUGGAGAGGGAACUUGAGACAAAGAGGAAACGGAAAUGAACUUAGUAUCAGAUUAAAUUGCUUCUUAAUCCUUUGGAUCUUAAUCUUAAUGAUAAUUUCCGUUUCUUCAGACAGAAAUUGGAUUAUUUUUAUUUUGUCUCUUAGUCUAAUAUACAUAUAAACUCAGUUUAUCUUAAAUUGUUAAUCAUUAUUAAAUUGUUAUUAGUUUUAAUUAUCUCUUUCUCUCUCUAUUUGUUAUUCAAUUAACUUAAAGUGCCAAAUAAGAAACAGAUUCAGAUUAUAAUCAAUUUAUCAUUUCCGUUUCCUCUCUGAUUGAUUGAACAACAACAAACAUCAAUUGAUCAAGUCUCCACCUUAUUGAUUAACUUUCAAUCAACAAUUAUAAGAUUUAAUUGUGAUCAUCAUGAUAUUUUUAACCUUUAACACCAAUCAACAAUUAACGGAACCAAUUAACAAACAAACUUAUCUUUUCAUUUAUACUGAUUUACUAUGUCUCUCUUUAAAAAUCCUCUGAAAGUUAAUCAACUUUUAAUCAACAACAAUUAGGAAAACAAGAAAAAAAAACAAAUUAAACGAAAAAAAAAGUUUAUAUAUCAAAGUUAUUAUUAUGAUUAUUUACCACAAUUUAAUCAUGAUUAAAGAUUAAAACUGAUUGAGAAAAUAAUUUAACCCAAUUAAAAAGUGAUCAAGUGAAGAUGUGAUAUAAUUAUGGUCAUCAGCUGAUUGUAAAUAUUAAUGUUAAUUGUUGAUUAAUUUGGUAAAAACAUCAAAAAUUAAGGCAAAAAAAAACAAAUCAAAUCAAACAAAAUGAAUUAAACAAGUUGAUUGAAUCUAAAUCAUCAUCAUCUUAAAUAAUACAACACACACACCAAUUAACUUUUAAUUAUAAUUACGAAUUGUAAAAAUAAUUAACAAUACAUCAUCAAGAAAAGGUUAAUCAACUGAUUAACUAAUUGUAAAUCAAUUUCCAAGUCAAAGCUUAAUUGUCCUUACAAGGGGUUGACAGUUACUCUUAAUGGUGAAUAACAAAUAAAUUGUAUCAAAAUCAAUUUUGUUAAUCAAUAUAAUAUACAGAACAAUUAAUCACCAACAUCAAUUAAUUAAUUGUUAAUCAUUAACCUUCAAAGUGUAACUUUAUCAUCCGAUUACCUUUGACCUUUUCCCAAUCUCUCUCCAUCUUAUUUGGUGUUUUUUUUGUUUCGUUUUCUUUUUGUAAAAAUCAACUAAGAUGCUGAUCUUAAUUAACUGAAAAAU
This is a messenger RNA of Panonychus citri (citrus red mite), 3134 nucleotides long. Its product is annotated as neuropeptide SIFamide receptor-like. Gene Ontology annotation, cellular component: membrane. NCBI's taxonomy places the organism in Eukaryota, Metazoa, Arthropoda, Arachnida, Trombidiformes, Tetranychidae. The transcript is spliced from 3 exons. Gene Ontology annotation, molecular function: peptide binding; neuropeptide Y receptor activity. Gene Ontology annotation, biological process: G protein-coupled receptor signaling pathway. The coding region runs from base 634 to 1794 and encodes 386 amino acids. The record is from RefSeq and is a predicted model, not a curated record.